Molecule: messenger RNA, 7559 nt
Organism: Centruroides sculpturatus (bark scorpion)
Lineage: Eukaryota; Metazoa; Arthropoda; Arachnida; Scorpiones; Buthidae
Exons: 10
Coding region: 895-5538 (1547 amino acids)
Biological process (GO): signal transduction; peptidyl-serine phosphorylation
Cellular component (GO): nucleus; cytoplasm
Molecular function (GO): protein serine/threonine kinase activity; ATP binding
Source: RefSeq, a predicted model, not a curated record
AGUACACAAUGUUGCAAAACACACGAACUAACAAGAAAGCCGAGUAUUGCUGUCAUAAAAUAUCCAGCAGUGAAGUAAAUCUAUAGGAUUGUCACGCGGUUAUAACAGCAAUUACUAUUGGAGUACUGUUACAAAAUACAAGGAAUGGAAAGCUACAACGGGUGCUAAUUGAUAUCGCGCUGUUACGAAAUACACCAGCGCUCAAGAAUGCCGUCACGAUAUACAAGAGGAGUACAAUCUUCGGGUAUAGGAAAAGGUAAAGAAUAUUACAAAGUCGUCACGAAAUACUUGAGAAUUAACUGAUACUGGAGCGGUGUCUUAGGAUAUGAAAAUAGUUAAUCAAUUUGAAUGUGUUAUCGCGAAAUAUAAGAAGAGUUAGUAAUGAUAUAAAGCUGUCACGAACUUAAGCUAAGUAUUAACGAAUGUUAUAAAGUUAUCGGGAAAUUAAAGAGGAACGCUUUCACGAAAUACACAAGUUUAUUAUUGUUUUCUAAUAGGCCAUCACGAGAAACAGGAAGAACUAAAUAAUAUUGGAGCCUUCACCAAGUACUUUACAGUUGGUGUCGACUGCUGCUAUGCUAAACAAAUUAUCAACAGGUAAGGGACACUUCACGAAUUGGCGAGUUAACGGGACUUUCACGAAAUACGUAAGGAACUAGGAAUUGCAGCAACCGUCACGAACUUACGAGUGAAUGUAAUGCGAGCGAGGUGUAAACAGAAAUCGUUUCAACCUACAACUAUUGGUUCUAAAUAUGUCUGGUGAUUUCACGAUCGAAACAUUUCUUCACUUUUCCGUUUGUUUCCACCUCGACUGCAGCCGAGUAUAAUGCGAAUAUUCAACAAUUAUCUACUCGAUUUCUGAAAUAUUUUGGAUUAUUUCGCGCGAAUUUCGACAUGAAAAUAUAUAGUAAGAAUGGACAUGACUCCUGUGAAGAUAUCAGUGACUUCUUUAGUUUUCACAUCACUAUGACCACAGAAGAUCUUUUACAACCAGGUCAUGUUGUGAAGGAAAGAUGGAAAGUGGUAAGAAAAAUUGGAGGUGGUGGAUUUGGGGAAAUUUACGAAGGCUUAGAUCUAGUCACGAAAGAAUUGGUGGCUCUCAAGUUAGAGUCUGCAAAGCAGGCAAAACAGGUGCUCAAAAUGGAAGUUGCCGUGCUCAAAAAAUUACAAGGUAAAGAGCAUGUGUGCCGUUUUAUCGGUUGCGGACGUAACGACAGAUUCAAUUAUGUGGUCAUGCAGCUUCAAGGGAAAAACUUGGCAGAACUGCGACGAAGCCAGCCUCGUGGUGCCUUCAGCUUAAGCACUACAUUGCGUUUAGGACUACAGAUCCUAAGAGCUAUAGAAAGUAUACACGAUGUUGGUUUCCUCCACAGAGACAUUAAACCUUCCAACUUUGCUAUGGGACGUUUACCUCACAACUGCCGAAAAGUAUACAUGCUAGACUUCGGAUUGGCUCGCCAGUAUGUAACGACAUCCGGAGACGUACGUCCGCCGAGAGCGGCCGCAGGAUUCAGGGGAACCGUCCGUUACGCCUCGAUAAAUGCCCAUAAGAACAAGGAAAUGGGAAGACACGAUGAUCUCUGGUCGUUAUUUUAUAUGCUCGUAGAAUUUGUAAAUGGACAGUUGCCCUGGAGAAAAAUCAAAGACAAAGAACAGGUAGGGAUAAUGAAAGAGAAGUAUGAUCAUCGCCUGCUGUUAAAACAUCUUCCAUCAGAUUUUCGACAGUUUCUCGAUCACAUUUCAUCUUUAGAUUAUUAUGAUAGGCCGGAUUACGAUAUGGUGGCAGGUCUGUUUGAGCGAUGCAUGAAACGAAGAAGUGUGAGAGAUUGCGAUCCUUAUGAUUGGGAGAAGAAUAUAAUAGAUAACUCUUUAACUACCACCACUACAACUUCGCCUGCCAUCAUAUCGAAGCCACUGCAUCCUGGAACUGCUCCCCCGGGAACGCAUGGCACGGAUAAUAUGCUUGAUGAUAACAUUAUGGCUAGUUAUGAAGAUCAUGGAGAGAAUUAUAAACAAGAUGGCUAUCAUGUCACUGGACAAGCUAAAGAAACAAAAGAAGAACAGUGCAUUCACAAUAAACCUACGGCACAAAUACAAACUUAUUUUAAUACUGAUGCUUAUUCGCCUGGCACAGUUCCAGAUAAUGUGCAACAUGUAGCAAUAUCUAGGCAAGUUAUAUUAGAAAAUAAUAACAAUAUUGUGAUAGAAGAGCAUCCAGGCCAGAAAACACCUUCGGAAGAACCUAAAGUUGAGAAAAUGGAGGUUGAAGGAGAAGAGGAGGAAGAAGAAGAACCAAAAGAAAAAGAACAAGUAGAAGCAGAUGAGGUUUGUAAAGCAGAGGGAGAGGAGGAAAAUCCUCCUCAUCAAGUAGAUGUUGCAGUUGCCACAGAAAAAGUAAAGAAAACUGAAUGGUCUCCUUCUACUCAGAAGAAGACUCAUAAAGAGUUACAAAAAUUAAUUUUAGAUGGAAUUAAAGAGGAUGAAAAUGCUAAAAACCUUGUGAAAAAGGAGAGAGAAGUAAAUGGUCACUGUGAAGAUGAGGAUGAUGAUAAUCGUGUUGAAGAAACUAAUCAGCCUUAUCAAAAUAAUUAUACAGCACAACCACCACAUAGCGAGCCCAGUAAAUUAACGCCAUCGAUUGGUACGCCUCCUACUGAACCGAAAUUUCACAGAGAGAUAUGUGAUCAAGCACCUAGGGAACAUAGACAUCGUAGAUUCUAUCCAAUGGCCAGAGCACGAUGUCACAGAGAUAUAUCAAUUACCCAAUUUGCAUUGGCAGAUGAUGAUAACAUAUCUGCUCUUCAGCAAGUUACGAAAGGUGCAGCUGCUGCUAUGACAUUAGUAUCAAAGUGGCAAGCUUCAUUUGAUGAUAGUGAAGAGACAGAUCAUGAAAUUGAGGACAAUGUACAGUUAACUUCGCCAGAACAUAGACCUAGCAGAACUGAAAUAGUUCCGGCUGCUCCGGUUGUUGAAACAGAAGAAGAAUAUGGACCGAAUGCUAUGGCUUUUAUUCCAAUAAAUGAAACAAAGACACCAAGUGAGAUAGAAAUCCAUAUAGAAGGACCAGAUAAAGAGAAAUUGUCAAAUGAAAUUUCUCAAGAUGCAGAUGAUAGUGGAUACAAGAAAAUAGAGGAAAGAAUGCUUUGGAGAGCUAGAAGGUGUGUUCGUAGAGCUACUUCCCAUCCAAUUAAACUUGCAUCAAAUAUCAUAUCACCUGUCCAGGAACUAGAAGAAGGGGAAAAUUCUGACUGUCCACAUCGCAGACUGGGAAAAUUAUAUAAAAAAGCAUCAAAUCAAGGAUUACCAAGAGCCUGGAGCUGUCCAACAAUUUCCUUCCAUAUAAGAUCCAGUUUGCCACCUUCAUUAAAGCAACAGGCUUAUUUUGAAGAGAAUAUAUAUGAAGUUGAUAUUUUAAGAAAUGUAGCUGCCAAACAGUCUACUGAUAACUUAGAACAAACUGAAGAAAGAAGAGCUUCUUUGCCAUCUCUUCACUUACACACAUCUGCUGAAGAGCGAUCUCCAAUGGUCACACCUGUACAAGAUGAUGUAGCCCAGGAUAAGCAAGAUAGUGCCUGUGCCAAUGUCAAAGACUCUGAAUGCAACAUCAAAGGAGGAGGAGACACGUCUACAAAGAAUGAAAUUGAAAAUGUGAAAACAGAUGACAAGCAAACAGAUAGCAGCAAAUCUGUUGGUAGGAUGCCUAAUGUAUGUCCAAAAGGGAUACUAAAAAAAACUAGUUUCGAUUUAUCUAUUUCAGCUGCAAGUAAAAGUGAAGAUAAAGGUCCAGUUCAAGAUGAGAAAUCAAUCCUUGCCAGACAUAGAUCUGAACUGUAUAUAAAAUUAGGAUUAGAAAGUCCAGGAGCAGAGAAGAAUUCUCCAAUCAGUCCAGGAAUGGAAAUAGCAAAGUUAUAUUUCGACGAACCGUCUGUAUACUUUGAUGCACCCCUCGCAAUCGAAGAAGGUUAUCAAACGGAUAGCAGAAGAGCAUCAGGCGUCAUCGAUAAUAAAAAAUUGGAUCUAACAAAGAGUUCUGAAGAUAACGAAGAAGAGAUUUCAAAAGAAGAUUUUCAAACACCCCCUAAAGAGGAGUUUAAAUUUCGAACAGAUAGCCAGUCCAAAUUAUCUCUUUUGUCAGAUCUUCCAGAAGUUUUUAGAAUGCUUGGAAUGAGAAGUUCAGGAGCAGACACAACAAGUGAAAUGAGUAGAGAUACACCACCCCCAUGUAGCGAAGGUCAGUUGUGGAUGAGAGAAGUGGGAACACCUCUCAAAGAACAGUUAAUGCAAAUCGAAGCCAUUAAUGAGUUAGAAGAUGAACAAAAACUUGAUGCUGAAAAUAGGAGUAUUAACGAAGCAAGCAAUGAUGAAAAUGUAUUCAAACCAACAGAUAUUGUGGAAAAUAUACAUAGUAAACAGGCCAAAUUGCAAACAAAUGAACAAAAAUCUAAACACGAAACAGUUGCAUUAAAUAAUAUUUCCAAUGAACAGUUUAAAUUGAGAAAUAAAGAUAAAAGCACUCCUGUUUGUGGAAUCGGUAGGAGACGGGUAGAAUCUCUAGGAUCUCAUGAAGAUUUAUUUCCUUCACGCAUCCCUGUAAGAAUGAUAGAAACAAGCAGAGAAAAUACUCCUGUCACUGAUGAAAGCUGGAAGAAACAUGCCUUAGGUGCAACUGAGAGAGGCCAAAUUAAACGAAGAGCAGUGAAAGAACAGAAAAAAAGACCAAAAUCUUUAGUACAGGAUUCAAAUCGGAAUAAUUCUCUCAAAUUGGACUGUGCUUUCAGAGAUGACAGAAUGCAGCAGUCAGACUUCAGGCAAAAUGGUUUCACUGAUGAUAAACAUGUUGAACUCCCAGACUUAAUGGCGGCUUCUACAGGUGUAAGAAAUAGUAGAGAGAUGUAUGGAGUGUUAGUUCCACUUGCAAGCAGCAGAAGUACUUCCAGUUCAAGAGAAGAAGUUUCAGAGAGACUAGAUAAGAAAUCUUCAGAAAGAACAGGAAGAAGAGUAGUACGUCCUGCUCCAGGAGGUGUUUACAUAAGAAGCGUAAGUUGGGAUCAGCAGACAAGAGAUAGAAGAUCUCCGUCUUCCUGCAGGCAAUGGAUAGGAUCCGAAAAACACAGGGACAUAGAAGAAGUGAAAUUACGUCAUCCAAGAAGGAGACAUCGUCCCGUCACAGUGGGGGGAGAAUCUCGCAUUCCACGACCAAGAGCGCAUCGUCGCAUGUCCGAUUCCGAUCACCUAUACGAUUAUCACAAAAAUGUUGAUGCCGAAAGUCGAUCUUACAGCUCAACAACAGGAAGCAGAGAAUCACUGCACAUUAGAGGUGAAAAUAAGCAACUGAAAGAUCGUCAGGUUAUGUUUCAAGAAGAUAUCAUAAGGAAUUCCAAUAAAGGAAUAUCGCUCUGCGAAGGAUUACACCUUCCGAGUGUUGAAAAUGCUUACAAUAACUGCAUGCCAAUCAGGCGUCACAGAUAUCGUCCUUUAUCACCAAGUGAUCUACCCAUGACCGGAAGUGAUUCUUCACGUGGUACAUCUCCAGAAUGAGAUUUACGACAAGAUCAUUUGUUGAUAAAGAGGAGUUAAGCCAACUGUGAAUUAUCAUAAGAACACAGUAAGCCAUCAGAGACUUCAAUUUAUUAAAGAACCAAACCCCGAAGUUAGUUCACGACUUUUGGAAUAUAAUAAUCAUCAUUUUUGGUAUAUAAUAUUGCAGAAUUUUAUCUCGGUUUGGAAGAAAAUAUCAGGCUUGUCACAACCUCUUCUCUGUUGUUUCAUUCUGUAAUCAUUAAUCUAGUCAAGUCAGGAUGUAUUAAUUAAUUAUAUCGAGCGACUCUUUGCUCGUUCAACGUCGUAAUUAUCAUAGAUGAUCGCUUUGAUCCAAUCUCCAGCAUUUACAUUUGGCUUUCAAAAUGUUUUCUCUCGUUGAUUUGCACAUCAUCGAAAUGUGCAGCAUUUCUUAAACAGAGCAUUGUCAGAAAUUACAUGUGAGUAUAAAAAAAAUAUGCACAGAUGCAUCACUACGAAACAACGGUGCUUAUAGAAAUGAGUUUAAAUCUGCUAGAAAAAAACAACCAGCAGUGCACAAAAUUUUUGUUCUUUUGUUAUUUGAAACAGAAUUUUCAAAAAGAAAUAAUAAUAAAUAUAUAUAUAUUGUUUCUUUCUUACGUUUCAAACAAUCUGUGAUGCAUUUUGAAGCAGGCAAAAGUCUGUGUGCAUAUAUAAUUGUUUUAGCGUGAAUCUUGUAUAUAUACACGAUUGUACAGGUGAUAUUUUGUUAUGACAUCCUUACUAGACCUUCUGUUGUGCCCAAAUUUUAUGGUGCAUACACUUGAGCCAUAAAUGCUCACCAAAAAAUAUUUAUAUUGUAAUAGAUAAGUAAAUUUAAACAGCACAGUUUAGAAAAAAAUGAAAAAAAAUCAUUAUAUACAUUUUUGCCUUUCAGAGAUGUAAAUUAUGUUAUAAGUAAUCCUUCUAACAUAUGGACAAUGUUGGAGAUGGAUUUUCAAUAAGGGUAUUUGUCCAAAUGUAAUUAGUUCCUGUUUCGGGUUAACGUGCCACAAAUUUGCUAGUCAUUACGGAUACUCAUUUUUUCUCGGUUUUUUUAUUAAUUUUUUUUUUGUUUAACACGUUCGCCACGGUCUCGCGUCACGAAGACCGCCCGCAGUCACCUUUUCACGUUAGUUCCCGAAACGCUAAGUUCUUUAGUCGCCGGAGACGACCAAAACUGUGAUGAUCCCAUGUAACCUAUUUGCAAGUCGUGCCUGUCGGAAUUCGCAUCUUUUCCACACGCCUCUCUUCUCUCUCCUCGCGGAUCUUCGAACAGAUCGGCCAGUGGCGGACUCGUUAACCAAUUUUAAUUGAUUGUGUGUGUUUAAUUUAUUGACUGCCAAUUUAUUGGUGUACGUUCGAAUUGUUGAAAAUUUUAGUACACAUUUUAGUUUACAAAGAAAAGAAACCAACCAAAAAAAGAGAUGUUAUACACAAUAUAGCAAGAUAUUUAAUUUAAGAAAUUAUAUUUAUAUAUACACAAAAAAUGGCUUAUUUUAUAUUGGAUUGUUACAAAAUUGUUUUUAUAUAUUGUGAAAUCACAUUCGUAGAUUGUAAAAAUCCGACUGCUUAUUGUAGGAAUGCCUUAAAAUCAGAUAAAAGAGAAAAAAAAAUUAUAAUUUGUUUUGUGGAGGCAUUUCUCCUUUUGCAAGGUAUGAAGAAGAGAACAGUUAUUAAGUACGAGCGAACUUAAGCGGACAUUCCUACGAACGAACGAUCUCUGCGCAAGAAAAGCAAAGUUUCGAAUUAAUUCUUAUUUAUGAAUUUAACGCUUCUCAUAGAAAAAACAAAAAAAUUCUAAAUUUGAGCUACCUAAGUACUACAUUCCCGUGCAGCCUUAAAAAAAAAACUAAUCUCCAACACUUUGUUGGCUGUAGUAGACUAGGCAGUAUGUUUCAAAAAAAAACAACAAAAAAAAAAAACCUGUAUCUUUUUAUUACAUUGUACGAAAGAAAGUGAAUCCUUUUCCCGAUUUGUGUGUGUUUAUUUCGUUGUUCGACAUUAAAAAAAUUGAAAAA